Molecule: messenger RNA, 1736 nt
Organism: Pocillopora verrucosa
Lineage: Eukaryota; Metazoa; Cnidaria; Anthozoa; Scleractinia; Pocilloporidae
Source: RefSeq, a predicted model, not a curated record
AUGGCAGCGAGCCAAAACGUACCAGAACUUGGUGGAUAUGAUUAUGAAUUCACUGUCAAAGUUCCUGAUAACUGUGACUGUCUUGUGUGCCAUUUACCAAUGAAGGAUCCAGUUCAGAUUGUAGGAUGUGGACACAGACUCUGCAACAUCUGUAUGGAAUCACUCUUGCGACGCCCUUCGCCAUUGUGUCCAGCAGAUAGGGAACCAUUGUCGCGUGACAAGAUAUUUCCAGAUUCUGCCCAUCGUCGCGAAAUACUGGAUCUGACCGUGAAGUGUCCUCACUUUGGAUGUUCAUGGACUGGAGAACUGCGUGCUGUUGAGAAACACCAGUCAGAAUGCCUGUUGAAAGAAGUGCAAUGUUCAAACUCAGGAUGUACAGAGAGGCUUACCAAGAAAGACAUGAAAGUUCACGCGUCAUCUGAAUGUUCUUGGAGGAAAAUCAACUGUGAACAUUGCCAAGAAUCAUUCGUCUUUCAUGAAAAGCGGAACCAUUUAGAAGUUUGCCAGAAGUUUCCUGUUCCGUGCACCAACAACUGCGGCUCUAGAGCGAUUCCACGAGAAAAGCUUGAGGUUCACAUUCGCGAUGAAUGUCCUAAAACUGAAGUCUGCUGCGAAUACAGCAACUUAGGAUGCGAUGCUAUGUUUCCACGAUCAAACACCAGUUCUCAUUCAAUGUCCCAAGUUGACCGUCACUUAAGCUUAGCCCUCCAUUGCCUCGACGCCAAUCGGUUGCAGGUUAAUGAUCUGGUCAGCCUUGUCAUGGAACAGUCACAGCAAACAGAACGAUUGGUGGCCCAAGUUAAGGAAGAGUCACAGCAAAGAGAACGAUUGGAGGCUCAAGUUAGGGAACAGGUACAGCAAAUAGAACGAUUAGAGGCCCAACUUAAGGAACAGUCACAGCAAACAGAACGAUUGGAGGCCCAAGCCAAGGAACAGUCACAGCAAACAGAUAGAUUGGUGGCCCAAGUUAAAGAACAGUCACAGCAAACAGAACGAUUGGAGGCCCAAGUAAAGAAAAGUCACACCAAAGAGAACGAUUGGAGGCCCAAGUUGAAUAAGAGUCACAGCAAAGAAAACAAUUGGAGCCCCACGUUUAGGAACAGUCACAGCAAACAGAACGAUUGGAGGCCCAAGUUAAGGAACAGUCAGAGUCAAGAGAACGAUUGGGGGCCUAACUUAAGGGAAAGUCACGGCGAAGAGAACGAUGGGCGGCUCAUGUCAAGGGAGAGUCACAACGAAGAGAAAGAUUGGUGGCCCAAGCCAGGGAAGAGUCACAACCAAGAGAAAGAUUGGGGGCCCAACUCAAGGGAGAGUCACAGAGAAGAGAACGAUGGGUGGCCCAAGCCAAGGAAGAGUCACAACCAAGAGAAAGAGUGGGGGCCCAACUCAAGGGAGAGUCACAGAGAAGAGAACGACGGGGACCCCAACUCAAGGGAGAGUCACAGAGAAGAGAACGAUGGGUGGCCCAAGAAAGAUCGGGAGCCUGACCCAAGGAAGAGUCACAUCGACAUGACUUGGUGGUUCAAGUCAAGGAAGAGUCACAGCAAAGAGAAAGAUUGGUGAUCCUAGUAAGGAACAGUCACAGCAAACAGAACGAUUGGAUUCCCAUGUUAAGGAAGAGUCACAGCACAUAGAAUAGCUUGAGAUAGCGUAUAGUACCAUAGGUAAUGAUAAUGGAAAGUAUCCAAAUUUAAGGCUAUUUUUCAAAAAGUAAUACAAAAGAAACCGGAAGUUAU